Olea europaea var. sylvestris is the source of this 11209-nucleotide messenger RNA. RefSeq lists its product as uncharacterized. The record is from RefSeq and is a predicted model, not a curated record. Bases 9317 to 10321 code for a protein of 334 amino acids. Lineage: Eukaryota; Viridiplantae; Streptophyta; Magnoliopsida; Lamiales; Oleaceae. The transcript has a single exon.
UUCAAAGUAAAAGUUAAUGUGAUUUGACGUUAUUAAUGCAGAAAACAAAAUUUUAUAUACAAAUCCAUCUCUGAGAGUUUAAACUUUUAGAUGAAGUGGUUUGACGGUAUUGGAGCACAUAAUGAUCACAUUUAAGUUUCACCGCCACUCAUUUAAAUUGGUGCAUGGGCUGCAUUUUGAUGUAAAAGCAAAACUCAGUUGGGAACACUUCAAGAAAAAAUUAGUUAAGUCAACUUAUCACCAUUCUAACUGUGUGAUCUUGGAGACAAGGUUCAGCAACUAUUAUUGAAAAAACUUAAGUAUUAAAUAUGUCAUUGUUAAGUCAAAAAAGAGUUUCGACUCAUGGGAUGUAUGUAGAAGGUUUAACUGUCAUACUAUGGAAGAAAUACCAGCUCUGAUAUCUAUGAGACUACAAAAAUAUCCGUAUAUCAAUAUUGCGCACUCUACUAUUUUUUUUUUUUUAAGUAGAACAUCAGGUGCCUCCAAAGUAUGCUGAUGGGGUUUGGAUUCCCAACCAUGUAUAUAAAAACAAAGUCCAUGAGUACAAAGGGAAGGGAGCGUAAACCUAACCUUCCAAAAGCAAAUAGAUGCAAUACAUGAAGAGAAGUAAGAAGUCGGAAGUACUACUUCCCAUACAAAGCGAGCAAACGAAAAUCAAACUAAUGCUCUCUAAUGUUAGGAAAAGCAUAUCUAUCAAUCAGAGCAAGAGCUCGAAGUCCGUGUUGGAAGAUCAAGGGGACCAAAUUAUUGAUAAUGUUGCAGAUCCCAUCCUACAAAUGCAAGUGAAUCAGCAACUUAGUUCAUGAUCAAUAGAGAGAAUAUAUGAUCAGUCUAAGAAUGAUCUAUGUCGCCCAUGAUCCUCCGCCUCUAAUGAUGCAGUAAACGGCCACAGAUGAAUCUGCCACCACCCAAAUGUCGGAUAAUCCUAGUCGGCGAGGACAAUAAAUACCAGCCAAGAUAAGUCAUAUCUCAGCUUGGAGCCAUCCCGAUAAGAUGAGAAAGCUCUAAUGCAAUGACCAGAAUGAUACCCGAUAAUGUCCCCACCACUAGCAAACAUCCUUGAUUCGUCCGUCAGUGUUGAUCUUAUAAAAUUCGAUCAGUGGAAUAUGCCAAAGAACCAAAAUAGGGGGUGCUGAGGGAGGAAUAGUCAACAAAAUGCCAAAGAGAAAGGUCGUAUCCAUGUACCCAUGCUAAUGAAUAGGCCAGAAUAGGCGACCUAUGUGAAGAAGCACAAUCGUGCAGUAGACUCCCCCAAUUAUUUUUCGAGAGUCCGUGUGUAUACUAUUAUGCUAUGCAUUAUUCCUUGCAAGCCAUAAAACCAAAAGAUCAACUGAGGGAUGAUAGUGCGAAUGUGUCCCUUACGAACAUAUUGACACAAAUACCUCCAUCUCUAGAACCGAGAUCGAACUCCCUCAUUUGAUAUAAUCGGUAACUGAAAUCAUAAAAAUGAUCUAGGACAACGAUCAUGAGAGAGCCUAAGGAGAGACAUCUUUUUCUUAUUUCACCUAAGCCUAUUUCAUUUUUGUGUGUCUGUAAUUCUACUACUUUUGAUAUUUCUAAUGUGCUACAACACUUGUUAAACUCUUAUUUACUUGGUAAUAAAAAUUCUGCAUCGAUUUCAUCUAUCUCUUUGGAUUGUGUUUCAAGUAAACUUGCUAAGAGUAAGGUUUUACUGAUCCCUUCUUAUGGUUCUCAUGCUUUGCAUAUUUUCGAAUUUGUUCAUAGUGAUGUUUGGAGUCUUGCACCUAUGGUAUCUCAUAAUCAUUGCAAAUACUUUGUUACUUCUACUAACAACUAUAGUCACAUGGGUUUAUUUUCUCUGUGCAAAGAGAGGUUCUCUAUCUUUCAAGUUUUCAUUGCUCUCAUUGACAACCAAUUUUCCUCAAUCGGGAUCUUACGAUCUUAUUCAGGAGGCGAAUAUUAAUCUAAUGCAUUUCAAUAUUUCUUAUAGUGCAAAGGCAUUAUUUUUCAGCAAUCUUGUCCAUCUACCAUUCAACAAAAUGGUAGAACGCAAGAAUUGUCACCUUUUGGACAUGGUUAGAGCUUUUCUGAUUGAGUCGUCUGUUCAUCCUCAUUUUUUUGUGAAGCAUUGUCCACCGUUGUUCAUAUCAUAAAUCGAUUGCCUUCUCCUGCUCUUGAUAAUGUAUCUCCAUUUUAUUAGCUCUUUGAUCAUCAUCCUAAGUAUUCUUAUCUCCGUCCCUUUGGCUAUGUUUGUUGUUCAUUUACCACCACAUGAAAGAACAAAACUAACACCUCAAUCUAUCCGGUGGGUGUUUUUGGGAUAUGGUGGGACUCAAAAAGAUUAUGUCUAAUACGAUCCUAAAACACAUCACAUUAAGAUUUCUCAUAAUGUAGUUUUAUUUGAUAAACUAUCUUUUUUCACUUCAGAAAUUGUUGUUUUCCCCGUGUUCCCUGUCUUGAUUUCUUUACAAAAUUCUCUCGGUACAAACCAGUUCUAGUUUACAUUCACAGGCAUGCUACACUGAUCACUUCUCCCGAGCUUCUUUCUUAGUCGACUGUCUCCUCAAGCCCCCUAAUCCUCCACCAACGACAUCAGAUCCUUCACCAAAUGGUCUUCCGCCUUCCAUCACCCUUCGUCGCACUCCAGAUAAUUAUGAUUUUUUUUUCCAUAGCUCUAUAUCUGCUACCCUUAACUCAAUUUCUAGUCCUCCCUCCUAUAGACAAGCUAUGGAACAUAAGUGUUGAUAACUGGCAAUGAAUGCAGAACUUGAGGCUUUUGAACCCAACCAAACUUAGGAUAUUGUGCCAUAUCCUCCAACUGUGUAAAUGGGCAUAUUCACUCAAACUUCGUUCUGAUAGUUCUCUUGAGCGCUAUAAGGCUCGAUUAGUUGCCUUCAAAAAUCAUCAAGAGUAUGAAAUCGACUAUGAUGUGACAAUUGCUCCCGUAGCUAAAAUGACCAUCGUUCGCCUCUUGUUAUAGCUUGUCGCUUCCCAAUCUUGGUCUUUACAUCAAAUGGAAGUAAAUGAUGCUUUUUAAUAUGGUGACCUUAAAGAAGAUAUUUAUAGUAAACUUCCAUCUGGUAUGCCUCUUUCCUCGAGCACAGUUUGGCAAGUUCCGCCACACUCUUUUCAAUUUCUCCUUUAGUUAAAGUUAGUAUGACACAUCAGUGUUCUUUCACAAGUGUACUACUAGCAUCAUUUUUCAAUUAGUAUAUGUGAAUGAUAUUAUUAUCUCUGGAUCUGAUCACUCCAUUAUUCAAAAGCUACAACACCACCUUUACUUGGUUUUUGAUAUGAAAGACCUUGGUGAUUUCACUUAUUUCCUUAACUUAGAAGUUCAUAUUGUACGGCAUGAUAUCUUCUUAAAUCAACACAAGUAUAUCCAAGACAUGAUUAGUUUGGCUGAUUUAUCUGAAGCCUCAUCAAUUGAUACUCCAUUGGAGCUUAAUGUUAAAUAUCGACGAAGGUAAUAUUCUUCCAGACCCUAUUCUAUAUCCAAAGUUGGUUGGUAGUCUCAUCUAUCUCCGUGUAAGCGUCCGAAUAUUUCCUUUGCAGUUCACAUUGUCAGCAAAGUUAUGGACGUCCCUCGUCAUCUUCACUUGGUAGCUGUCCAUCGCAUUAUUCGCUACAUUACUGGGACUCAUCGUAAUAUAUCCUUUUUCUCAAGAGAUGUCUCCUGAGCUAACUGCUUAUAGUGAUGCUGACUUUGGAUUGAGUGUCUUGAUUCUCGUCAAUUCACUAUUAGGUGGUGUAUCUUUCUUGGUGAUGCUUUUUGUGUUUUUAAAUCCUCCACCGAAGCUGAAUACCGAGUUCUGUCCGCUAGCAUGUUUUGAGGUUGUGUGGCUACAUGGUCUUCUUGGAUAACUUGGUUUUUCUCAAUCACACCUUACACUUCUCUCCAUGGUGACAACACUAAUGCUUUCAAAUUGUGGGUAAUCAUGUGCAACAUGAACACACCAAACACAUCAAGGUGGACUGUCAUUAUAUCUAGGACGCUUAUAAUUCCAAGGUCAUCACUCUUCCCAUGUUUCCAUUAGUCAACAAGCUAGAGAUAUCUUCACCAAAUCUCUAACUCACCUCCGUCAUAAUUUUCUCAUCCACAAAUUAAUGCUCAUAGACACGCAAACGUCAACUUGAGGGGGGUAUAGAAGUAUGAUUUAGAGUUACUUAUAGCUAACAGGUUUACUUGUAUAAACAAAUAUCAUAAAAUUAAGGAUUAAUUUUCCUUUCGUACAGUUAGGGUUUCCUUACAUAUAUCUAUAAAUUUCUCAGCCUUAGAGCCUACAAGCUUCAACCUUCUCCGGCUAGGUUAAACAUUAAAUGGGGUUGAAGCAAGCAUGAGAUAAGUGCUCAUGCAGUAUUUGCCUAGUAAGAAAUGAGCCUACAGAGAUCUCUGGGAACGGAAGAGCCAGCAGAGCUUCACGUAAAAAGUGUCCACAAUACUAUACAAUCUCCUGAAAUUGAGACCGCCGUCAUCAGUAGGGAUGAAAAGAUCCCUUCCAUCUCCUCCAAUGAAGACGAUGCACCUGAUCUUUAGAGUCUCACAAGAAUCGUAAAAAAAUUCUUUCUGGAAUCUUCAGUACUGCCUUAGGAGGCUAUAUGAUCUAAAGAAGAUUAAGAGGUACAAAGUAAAUAAUAGAUUUCAAAAGAGUAAUCCAAUCGCCCAAAAAUAUUAAACGAAGGACCUAUCCAAAUAUCCCGUUCCUGACCUUCUAAAUGAAUUCAUCAUAUAAGAAAAUUUAUUUAGCCCCCUAUAAAGCGGGACCACAAGAUACGUAAAAGGCUACUGCUUGUGUUUAAAGACAAUCAGGCGUUCCAAUCUCUUGAUCCGUUUAAUGGAAGCCUUCCGAGGCAAAAUAAGACUAGUCUUUUCUCAGUUCACCAACUGACCAAAUUCGCCCUCGUAAUGGACCAAGCAAUCAAGAAGACUCCAGAUUGUCUAUUGGCGAAUAUAAUCAUGUCAUCAACAAAAGAGAGCUGAGAGAUUAGAGUAUGACCACCGUGCCCAUAGUCAAUAACAGGGUAAGUCUAAAUUGCUACAUGAGAAGAUGAGAAAAGUAGUCAGCCGCAAUGAUGAAGAUAGAAGAAGAUUGGAUCCCCCUAUUGAAGGCCUGGAGAAAAGGAAAAUGAACCAUAGGGACGACCAUUUAGGAGUAUUGAGAAUCAAAAAUCAGAUAUGCAUCUCCUGAUCUUAUAAAUCCAAAGCUGAUCAAAUCCAAAUCCAUUAGGAAUGGAAUAAAGGAAACUCCAAUCCAUGUGAUCAUAUACUUUAGCCAUAUCAAACUUCAACACAGUAUUACCUCCUCUAACUUUGAUGCCCAAGGUGUGGAGAAGCUCCUUGGCCAAUAAAACAUUGUCUACAAUCAGGAGGCCAAAAAUGAGCCACUCUAUUGAGAGAUAAUACGAGGCAGUAUAGUACUCAGCCAAUUGUAUAAAACUUGGAGAUAAACUUGUUAAACACCGUGCAUAAACUAAUUGAUCUGCAAUCAGCCCAUUUGUAGACCCCUUUCCUUUUCAUGAGGAAAACAAAAGUAGUAGUAGUAAAAUCCCUUUGCAGGUGGCCCUAGCAAAGAAGUCCAAAAUGGCCCAAAAUACAUUGUCUAGGAUAAUUGUAGAAAACCAAUUAUGGAGAGACACUGUGAAUAUUAUGAUUGAUAGGAUUGUUAUAGAAUUAUUAGUUAGGUGAUUUAUUUCCUUAUUUAACAAAUUGGAGUCUUCCUUUUUUAUUCCAUACUUUGUAAUAUAAAUAGGUCAUAUUGGUUUUGUAAUAUUCAUUGAGAAUAAAAAAGAAGUUUUAUUCUUCAUGGUAUCAGAGCCUAGGUCGUCCUAACCUAGCACACCAAUGGCUGAAUUUCCCAUCAACAGCCAAGAAUCAAUGACCUCUGAAACUUCUCGUCUUGAAACAGAGGCCAACCCUUCCAUUGGAUCCAAUAAUCUCGAAAAUUCCUCAUUCCAACUCACAGUAGAAAAACUAAACGGGAGAAAUUUUCGAGAAUGGGCUCAAUCUAUAAAAUUGGUCAUCGACGGGAAAGGGAGAUUAGGCUAUCUUACCAGUGAUACAAAAAGACCAACCGAUACUGUGAGUCUGCAGAAGUGGAAAUCCGAGAAUUCAAUGGUGAUAGCAUAGCUCGUAAAUUCCAUGAAGCCUUCUAUAGGGAAGACUUACCUGUUCCUUCCAACGGCCAAAGACGUGUGGGAUGCCGUGAAGGAAACAUACUCCGAUGCCGAAGACGCAUCACAGAUCUUCGAACUUAAAACCCGUUUGUGGCAAACUAAGCAAGGGUCGAGGGAUGUUACUGAAUACUACAUGGAGAUGGUAUCCCUAUGGCAGGAACUCGACCUUAGCUUGGAGGAAGAAUGGGAGUGUUCAAAUGACAGUGCAAGGUACAAGAAAAAGGUCGAGAACGAAAGAGUGUUUGAGUUCCUAGCAGGGCUGAAUCGAGAACUUGACGACGUCAGAGGAAGGGUUCUAGGUCGGCGAUCACUACCCUCCACUCGCGAGGUGUUCGCAGAAGUCCGGCGAGAAGAAUCACGUCGGCAGGUCAUGAUGAAGGAAAAUUCUGAAAUUUCUGGACACAAUAAUGAAAGAUCGGCCUUAAAAUCACAUUUUGGGCUACCAUAUUUGAAAGAUAAUGGGCCGGCUAAUCUGGGCCCGACAACAGGAGGAUUAAAUAGAACUGGGCAGCAUUCUUUGGGCUUGGAAAUGAAAUAAAAGGUGGGCCAGAAAAUGAAACAAAUUUUGGACCAGCAAUUAAGAAUGGACAAGGAGCAUUAGGCUUGUCAUCUAAAGGGAUAGCCGGGCGACCCAACCAAAAACAGCAACGAGGAUGGCCAUGGUGUGAACAUUGUCGCAAACCGGGGCACAAAAAAGACACUUGUUGGGAUAUUCACGGGAAACCAGUGGACUAGAAACCAAACCAAAACACAAGGGGCCGAGGAUACCAAGCCGAGACAAACAUUAAUCCCACUCCAAGCGGGACAUUUAAUUCAGAACAAUCGGAACAACUCUACCAAAUUUUUUCGAGUCUCCAGACAUCCAAUCAGUCUUCCUCAAAAGGUUCAUCUAGUUCUUUAGCUCACAAAGGUAACUUUUUGAAAGCCUUAAAUACUUCACGACACAAAAACCCUUGGAUUAUCGAUUUGGGUGCGUCCGAUCAUAUGACGGACUCAUAUCACUUAUUUUCUUCAUACUCCACCUGUGCUGGAAACAUUGAAGUAAAAAUUGCAAAUGACUCACUCUCAUCGGUUGCAGGAAAAGGGAGUAUUAAAAUCUCUUAAUCUUUAACACUAGAAUCAGUCCUUCAUGUCCCAAAUUUGUCCUGUAACUUAUUAUCUGUUAGUCAACUUACAAAAAAUUCCAAUUGCUCAGCUAAAUUUUUCCCAUCAUAUUGUGUCUUUCAGGACCUUUCAUCGAGGAACACGAUUGGCAAUGCUAAAGAGUGUGAAGGACUUUACUACUUCUAAGAAGCUGAUAUGAGUAAGCUAGGUCAAUUUUCAAGUUGUAAUUCAACGUCUGUUUCUAGGGAUAGUGAAAUUCUGUUAUGGCACUAUAGAAUGGGUCAUCCUAGUCUACAAUACUUGAAGCAUGUACUUCCUUCUCUUUUCUUGAAUAAAACAUCAUUUGAACUUCAAUGUGAAAGUUGUGAAUUUGCAAAGCAUCAACGAACAAAUUUUCCAAAUUCCACAUACAAAUCAUCUAAGCCAUUUACCAUAAUUCACAGUGACUUAUGAGGACCUUCUCGUGAUCCCAAUCGUACACACACAAAGUGGUUUGUCACAUUCAUCGAUGACCACACUCGAUUAUGUAGGGUCUAUCUACUAAAAGAAAAAUCUGAUGUUCGCACAGUAUUCAUAAAUUUCCACUCUAUGAUUCAAACUCAAUUUCAAACACAACUUCAAAUUUUACGCACUGACAAUGGUACAGAAUAUUUCAAUACCACUUUGCAAGACUACCUAAAAAAACACGAAAUAGUCUAUCAAAGCUCAUGUGUCAACACUCCCCAACAAAAUGUGAUUGCUAAACGAAAAAACAGACACCUACUUGAAGUUGCUCGUACUUUAAUGUUCACUACAAACAUGCCAAAAACAUUCUGGGGAGAUGCCAUUCUAACAUCCGCAUAUCUCAUCAAUCGAAUGCCUAGUCGUACUCUCUUUCAACUCACCUAUACAAAAAUUUCAAAAGUACUAUCCUACUUCUCACCUCAGUUCAAACCUAACCCUAAGAGUGUUUGGGAGUACUGCCUUCGUACAUAUUCACUCCCAUCAUCGAAACAAAUUUGAACCACGUGCAAUCAAAUGUGUGUUCAUUGGCUACUCACCCACUCAAAAGGGCUAUAAAUGCUAUGACCCAUCCACAAAAAGGGUGUUUGUCAGUCUAGAUAUCACCUUCUUCCAAAGAACACCCUACUUCCAAAAUCCUUCUCUUCAGGGGGAGAAUCAAAAUGAAGAUCGGGAAUUCUUAAACUUUGACAUUUUCCCUUCUGAACCAACACAUACCACAUCUUCUAAUGUGCCAUAUACAGAAGGCAACUUGAACUGAGGGGGAGAUGUUGGAAAACAAAAUGACAAGGAGAUACUAGUUUACUCAAGGAAGCCUAAAUUGAAGUACAAGGAAAAUCUCACACCUGAGGCACCAAGAGAGUCGGAACCGAUGAUAGGACCUAAUGAGAACCCCUCCAAUGAAUCUCCAGACGAUUUACCUAUUGCUCUCAGGAAACAAACUCGGUCAUGUACUCUCCAUCCUAUUUCAAAAUUCAUGUCUUAUAAAACUCUAUCUACAGGAUUUCGUGUUUUUACAGCUAACCUAGAUGAAACAGAAAUCCCAAAAAAUAUUCAUGAGGCCCUGGAAUCACCCAAAUGGAGAGAAGCGGUAAUGGAGGAAAUGAGAGCUUUAAAGAAGAAUGGAACAUGGGAAAUGGUAAACUUACCGAAAGGAAAGAAAACUGUGGGAUGCAAAUGGGUGUUUAAUGUGAAAUACAAAGCGGAUGGGACUAUAGAGCGCUACAAAGCUCGUCUGGUCGCUAAAGGAUAUACUCAAACUUAUGGCAUCGACUACACAGAAACAUUUGCACCAGUAGCAAAACUAAAUACAGUCAGAGUUCUGUUGUCAUUAGCUGUUAAUUUAGAUUGGCCACUUCAACAGCUGGACAUCAAGAAUGCAUUCCUGAAUGGAGAGCUAGAAGAAGAAGUGUUCAUGACAAUACCACCAGGGUUCAACAGAGGAAAUGAAGAAAAACAAGUGUGUAGACUCAAGAAAUCCCUAUAUGGUCUCAAACAAUCACCAAGAGCUUGGUUCGAUUGAUUUGUGAAAGUAUUAAAAAAUCAAGGUUAUCAGCAAGAGCAAUUAGAUCAUACCAUGUUCUUCAAACAGUCUAAAGAUGGGGCAAAAACAAUUCUAAUUGUAUAUGUUGAUGAUAUCAUCUUAACUGGGGACAACACAGCUAAAAUGGAGAAACUAAAGAAAUGCUUAGCCACCGAAUUUGAAGUAAAGGACCUAGGACAGAUGCGAUACUUCUUAGGAAUGGAGAUUGCACAAUCAAAAAAGGGUAUUAGUGUUUCUCAAAGAAAAUAUAUUCUCGAUCUAUUAACUGAAAUUGGGAUGCUAGGAUGCAAACCAAGUGACACACCUAUUGAGGCUGGAAAAAUAACAAAGGACCUUGGUAACUCAAUGGAAAUAGACAGAUACCAAAGACUUGUUGGGAAGUUGAUCUACCUAUCACACACUAGACCUGACAUCACCUUCGCAGUCAGCAUGGUAAGUCAACAUAUGCACUCUCCUAAAGAAGCCGACUUGGAGGCUGUGUACAAAAUAUUGAGAUGUCUGAAAGGUAAUCCCGGGAAAGGACUGUUCUUUGAAAAAAAUAACAGAAGGGGAGUAGAGAUAUUCAAAGACGCAGAUUGGGCUGGAUCAACGGAAGACAGAUCUACUACUAGCUACUGUACUUUUGUCUGGGGAAAUUUGGUGACUUGGAGUAAGAAACAGAAAGUAGUGGCGAGAAGUAGUACUGAAGCUGAAUUUAGAACUGUCGCACAAGGAAUAUAUGAAGGACUAUGGAUAAAGAAACUCUUAGAAGAACUAAACGUCAAGGUGGAGCUUCCAAUCAAACUCUAUUGUGAUAACAAAGCAGCCAUCAACAUUUCUCUCAAUCCAGUACAACAUGAUAGAGCUAAACAUGUCGAAGUGGACAGACAUUUUAUCAAAGAGAAAGUGGAAGAUGAAAUUAUCUGUAUGACAUAUGUCCCUACAAAGGAGCAAACUGCGGAUAUCUUCACUAAAGGACUACCAAAACAAGUUUUUGAUACCUUCAGCUGCAAGUUGAACUUGAUUAACAUCUAUGGUUCAACUUGGGGGAGAGUGUAGAAAACCAAUUAUGAAAAGACACUGUGAAUAUUAUGAUUGAUAGGAUUGUUAUAGGAUUAUGAGUUAGGUGAUUUAUUUUCUUAUUUAACAAAUUGGAGUCUCCUUUUUUUAUUCCAUACUUUGUAAUAUAAAUAGGUCGUAUUGGUUUUGUAAUAUUCAUUGAGAAUAAAAAAGAAGUUUUACUCUUCAAUAAUCUUCCAAUAAUGCUGGUAGAAUAAAGAUGAAAAGCCAUCAGGGCUGGCAGUUCUAUCAGCGUCAAUACGAAAAAGCACAGUUUUAGUUCCACUGGAGUCUAUUCAUAUCUAGAAGUCUGAGUAUACCAGCCAAGUUCAUUUCAUUAUUAUUUCUACUCCCUAUAUAAGAAUAUUAUGAGAACUUUUAUCAACUUCCUGCUUUGGUUUGAGCAAUUUCUCUUUACGCCUCCGAGAACAUUAAUCAGAUGUCAACAAAAAUGAACAUAACCUCUUAGAGUCAAUUUCAAUUAUUUAAGAGAAUGUGGGAAUCCCGAUAUAAAAACCCAAAGUAAGUAAAGGAAAACAAAAGAAAUUUACAAUUCAAACAAAAGCAAGAGAUGAAACAUAAAUUAUAUGCAUGAUCCUUGCUAAGUUCUAGAUCUUCUAAAGUUUCUGUUAUUUUAAUACUUAUAUACUGAAAAUAAGAAGGUACUCCAAUGCCCUGUAUUCACUAUUUCAUCAAGUUCAAAUCACUGACAAGUUUAUUUUUUAAUUUUAUGAUACAAACAAGUCCAUUGCCUAGUUUAACUAUCACAAUGAUGCCAGGAGACUUCAAGCACUUUGUUUCUUGUCAGAGACAUGGACCACAUUAAUUGGAUUACUAGCCUUAGGUCAGAAUAGAGAGAUAUAUUUCAGAUAACAUAGAACAUAAGGA